Molecule: messenger RNA, 2847 nt
Organism: Sordaria macrospora k-hell
Lineage: Eukaryota; Fungi; Ascomycota; Sordariomycetes; Sordariales; Sordariaceae
Biological process (GO): mitotic DNA replication checkpoint signaling; DNA damage checkpoint signaling; DNA repair
Molecular function (GO): chromatin binding; DNA clamp loader activity
Source: RefSeq, a predicted model, not a curated record
AUGGCGCCGGCUGCAAAGCGACGCAAACGGACCAUUGUCGACGACUCUGACGAUGCCGAAGACGAGAAGAAGCAGACGAGUCAAAACAAUCAAAACACCCUGAAGCGCUUCCUCAUCGCGUCCCCCGCGACCAAGUCCGCCAAGCUAGACGAUGACAACCUCCUAGAAGUAAUACCCGAAUCUUCCAGUCCCGUUCCACCCGCUACGAGGAGUACCCGCGCUUCAGCAAAAUCCCAACCUCCAGCUACAUCGUCUUCCACCCUCCAGAGCCGACUGCCAAAAGCUGCCCCCAGGAGCCCAAGCGCAAGCCCGAUCAAGUCUCGAACAAGGGCACAGAAGAAACUCAAAACAGAGGAGAAUGGAAAACAAGCGGACCUGAAGGCUCUCUUCUCGAAGCAAGCAGAAAAGAGUCAAGCGUCUGCGGCAUCGGGUGUGAGCAGCAAGGAUAUCAGUGAUUUUCUUGAGGAUAUCAUCAGCGAGUCCGAUGACGACAUUGCUCUGUCUAAGACGGUAGCAUCUAGCUUCGUUGGACUGCAGGCUCAUAGGCGCUUCAAGGACAACUCGCAAGGCACUUCGCAAGGGAGCUCGGCAUUCAGUACCCAGGCUAGCACGUUAAGCUCGACCACGGGACAGCGCUUCUUAAAGCCUUCGAGGCCGGCCAGGCCAGUGGCUGCCGCAGCUGCACCAACCGAUGACGAUUCUCGACCAUGGUCAGAACGAUUCGCACCGACAAACCUGGAGGAGCUGGCGGUACACAAAAGGAAGGUGGGAGAUGUGCGGAAAUGGCUAGAAGAAGUCAUUGCUGGCCGAAUGAGGCAGCGCCUCCUCGUGCUGAAGGGUGCUGCUGGCGCGGGCAAAACGACCACUCUGAAGCUCCUGGCGGAGGACAUGCGCUGUGAGGUUCUUGAAUGGAGAAAUCCAGCAAGUUCAUACGGUGAUCCACGGGGAUGGCAGUCUGCGUCUUCGCAGUUCGAAGAGUUCUUGGGAAGAGGCGGCAAGUUUGGACAGCUGGACCUGGAAGGGGGAGACUCGCCUCCACCGGCACCGGCGCCCACCACCAGCAGCAUACCAAAGCAGGGCCGAAGGCUGAUCCUGAUUGAGGAAUUUCCAAACACCUUCAUGCGAUCAUCCACCGCCUUGACGAACUUCAGGAACACCAUUCUUGAGUUUUUGGCGGCGAACACCCCGUCCCUAGCAUUUGGGCAGGCAGCACCCGCUGAUUCGAUCGUUCCAAUAGUAAUGGUAAUAUCGGAGACGCUGCUCACGACGACGUCUGCUUCCGCGGACAGCUUUACUGCACAUCGAUUGCUAGGUCCUGAAAUUCUGCGACACCCCGGGACAGGUGUCAUCGAGUUCAAUCCCAUUGCGCCAUCUCUUCUGGCCAAAGCCUUGGAGUUGGUAGUGAGGAAGGAGGCUCGGAGGUCGGGCCGCCGAAUGACGCCAGGACCACUAGUGCUCAAACGUCUUGGAGAAAUUGGAGACAUCCGAAAUGCUAUUGUUUCGCUGGAGUUCCUCUGUGUCAAGGGCGAUGAUGACGCCGACUGGGGAUCCAAGAUUGCAUUCACAAAGACCAAAAAGGGUUCAAAGGAUACAGCGCUGACCAAGGGUGAGCAAGAAAGCCUCGAGUUGAUAUCCCAGCGGGAGGCAACCCUAGGUAUCUUCCACGCGGUUGGAAAAGUGGUAUACAACAAGAGGGACGAGAAGCCGUUUCCCCCAGGGUCUGAAGGUGCCAAAGCGGAAACGCUACCUGACUACAUGUCACACCUGUCUAGGCCGAAGAAAUCCGAAGUUGCUGUUGACAUGCUGAUCGAUGAGCUCGGUACCGAUACCCAAACUUUCAUUGCGGCCUUACACGAAAACUACGCCCUGUCGUGCGAAAGCAGUCCCCUCGACCCUAAUUCCUCCCUAGACUACAUGAACGGAUGUCUCGACUACCUAUCCGAAGCCGAUCUUCUUUGUCCAUCCCGGGACAUCUUUUUCGGCGGAAGGGGAGCCUUUGCCGGUGGGGACUAUGGUGGGAAGGACGCGGGCAGUCAUGUACUUCGACAGGAUGAGAUGGCAUUCCAGGUCGCCGUUCGCGGCCUGUUGUUCUCCUUGCCGUCGCCCGUGAAACGGCAGACGCACCCCACGUCGGGUCGCGGGGGAGGAGACGCGUUCAAAAUGUUCUACCCGGCUUACCUCAAGCUGUGGAGAGCCAAAGAAGAGCUGGAAGGGUCUGUCGACAUGUGGGCCACCAAGAUGCUGAAGGGUGAGGACGGCACGACACUAUCGCAUGGCGGCGGCGCAACUAUGAGCUUGACCAGCGGCGCAUCGGCGUUCCAGAGGUCACCUUCGACAGCGAAUCCGAGCAAUAACAGCGUAAACAACUGGGCUUCGACACCAAGGCCUCAACCAACCAGACAUGAACAGACUACCGCUUCAGGCAGUUCCGCCGCGCCUCCUCUCCUCUCACUUGGCUCCUCCGCUCGACAAGAAAUGGUCCUCGAGCGUCUCCCCUACAUGGCCCACAUCGCCCGCCGUCGACGCUGCUCGUUCGGUUCCAUGCGUGUCCAGGACCUAGACAAGAUCGUGUCAUUCCAGGGCAUCGGACCCCCGGCAACAGAGGAGUUGGACGAAGACGAAGCCGCAGGAGCGGACGAGGCUGGGGUGACCGAGAGUUGGGCUACGGAUAAACCAGUAGAGGAACCGACGAGUCACGGGCGAAACAGGAAAGGUCUGGGUGCGAUCCUCAGUCGAGCUGCGGCCGGCAGGGUGCAUGGUAGUUCUAGUGGACAGGGAGAGGAGGGGCUGGAGCUAGGUGGGAUUCAGAGCUUGGUGUUGAGUGAUGAUGAUAUUGAGGAUGAUUGA